This is a messenger RNA of Cucurbita pepo subsp. pepo (vegetable marrow), 1393 nucleotides long. RefSeq lists its product as uncharacterized. The record is from RefSeq and is a predicted model, not a curated record. Lineage: Eukaryota; Viridiplantae; Streptophyta; Magnoliopsida; Cucurbitales; Cucurbitaceae.
AUUUAUCCACACUCAUCAAAUUCAUAAACCCAGUUUCGAUCCCGCGUCCUCCUCCGCCGAAUUGAAAUUGAAAUUAAAAUUGGGGAUUUUCAUUUUGUUUCCAAGAUUCUUAACACACACCCAUUUCACUGAACCAACUGAAUUUAUCCUCUGUUAGUUUCCAAUCCAAACGAAGCCCUGAUUCAAUCGUCUUUUUCUCCCUCUCUCCGUCGUGGGUUUUCGUUUUUUUUGCUCAUUUUGCUUUCUGUUCUUCGUUGAUGCGCUUCAAUGGCGGCUUCACAGUCGUAUUUGUCCCGUUUCUUCACUAGUUUCUCAUUUCAAAUCACUGACUACUCUGAAGCAGGCUUACCCAUGUUGUUCUUAUGCUCUUUCUUCGUCUUCUUCACCUUCUCCGUCCUCGUUUUCUCCAUUUCUCUCUACAAAAGGUUGAAGAAACUCGAGUUUGAACAUCGUCAGCAACUAAUCACUAAGCCGAUUGAGCCUAAGAGAAUAGAUGUUGGGUAUUCUGUGGCGGAUUGUAAUGAAACCGAUCGGAGCUGUUUGAGUCAUUCGCUUCUGUUUGAGAUCUUACCACCCGAUUCUAAGAAAUGGGCGAGUUUGUUCGUUGAAGAGGGGUGCGAUGAACAAGAUUUAAAGGGCGUUAAUAAGGAAUUUGGGGAUUCUGGUCAGGAGCAAGGGGGGAAGAAGAAGAAGAAGAGGGCGAAGAAGAAGAGGGGGAAUUUGCAAGGUGGAGAUGAGAAUGAAGAUUGGGGAAUGAAUGUUGGCAAUGGUUGUGAGCAGGAAUUGACUUUGUUGUAUCCUUUUACACCGUCUACUAGUGUGAUUCAGAGGAAGAUUAAACGGCAGUAUGAUGAGCUUAUGAAGUGUCAGGAAUCAAAGGAAUUGACAUUGGCUCAGGUCAGACAAUUUGCCAACUGUUUAAUCAACGCUCGAAGCAAGCUGCAGCACAAAGCUGAUGUUAUCCAUCGAAAGUUCACGAUAACCAAAGCUCUGCUUUGUAAGGCUGAUAGAUCCUCCUUCGAUCGCCUUCAACAGCAGAUAUGUAAGCUAGAAUUGGAGCAGAGAAGGCUAGAGGAGGACACCUUUGUUUAUAACUGGCUUCAACAACAGCUUAAACUCUCUCCAGCAUACAAAAAGAUGCUUGAAAAAGGUACGAGCGCGGAGCUAAUGAAAGAAUCUGAGAAGGCAACAGAAAAGGGCGAUCCCGAGUUUAGGGACAUGUCGUUUGAGGAACUAUUAGCACAGGAAAAAAAGGAUUCGUUUUGGCAGAGGAAUGGGAAACUGAGAUCAUGCUCAGGGUGAUGAUAGAAGUGAGAUGAGUUUGUUCUUGUUUUCUUGUAACAAAAAGGUGAAAUUUGCAGCCUGUAAAUCCAAAAAGGAAACAGUUAAGACA